UAAUCGAAGUGAUGCAUUCAAUCAGUAAACUCUUUUCGUACAAUAGGAUACACAAAUCGAAAUGAAGUUUGCGACCACACUAGUUGUAGUCGUUCUCCUCACUACAUUAACCACUGCAAAUGAGGACCAAAAAUCUACAGAUGUAACGAAACUGGAAGAAAGUAAAUUCGCGGUCACUGGUAGCACAUUCAAUCAUCAGGAAGUCGGAGAUAGACAGGUGAGACAGAGACGAGGAACAGUCAUCACCAAUAAUAGUGGACAAUAUCGCGUCAAAGUGGUAAAACAGCCAGGAAAAAGUGGAAAAAUCAUUCACCUUUAUCCCGUAAAAAAGAAUGAAAAGAAAAAUCAACUACAGCCGAAAGCGGAAAACGUUCCACGUCCUGAAGCUCUCGUGGAUAAUGGUGCCAACAAGGAAAACAAGGAACAAGUCGAAAAAAUGAUGGACUUGUCAAAGUAUGAAGAAGAACCAUUAGAGGGGGACAGUCAUCAAUAUGAAGAAGAGCAUAAAGAGAAAAUCAAAAUCAAACAUCAUCAUCAUCACCACCAUCAUAAUCACGUGAAAACCGUUGUUAAAAAGGAACCAUAUCCGGUUGAGAAGAUUGUUCCAAAGCCAUAUCCGGUGGAGAAAAUUGUGGAAAAAAUUAUCCACAUGCCAGUAGAAAAGAUUGUACACAAACCGUUCCCCGUACCUUAUCCGGUUGAAAAAAUAAUCGAAAAAGUUGUGCAUGUACCGAAGCCGUAUCCGGUGAAGGAAUAUGUCGAGAAGAAAGUACCAUACCCUGUUGAGAAAAUCGUCGAGAAAGUGGUUGAAAAGGUCGUUAACAAAUAUGUGCACAUUCCUAAGCCAUAUCCUGUCAUCAAACAUGUCCACGUUCCAGUUGAAGUAAAAGUUCCCGUUCCAGUCGAGAAGAAAGUAUACGUUCCUCACACAGUUGAAGUUGAGAAAAAGGUGCCCUAUCCGGUCAAAGUUUACGUACCUCAACCUUAUCCUGUAGAGAAGAAAACUCCAAUUAAGGACCAUAAACACCACCAUCAUCACCAUCCGCAUCAUCAAUACAGCUCCAUGGACGAUCAUCAUGGUUAUUUGGAGCAUAAAUUCCAUGAAGAGACCGCCGACAACGAUGACCAGCAUUCUCUGACGUCAAUCCAAAGACAUUCUAUUUCAGAGACCCCAGAUGACCAUUAUCAUGAACAAAUGAAACAUUUUCAGCGAGAACAGAAGCAGCUUGAUAUGCAAAAUCAGAAUACACAACAGCAACAAGAGAAACUGAAUGAAAAGUUUAAAAUUUACAAAAAAUUUCAACAGAAACAGCAGUAUGAUCAGCAAAUACAAGCCCAACAAGUAUUCAUGGAUCAACAAUUGAAGCAAAUGGAACAAAUGGAACAACAUUUGCAAGACAAACAGAAGCAAUUAGAGAAGCAUCAAUCAAUCCAUGGUCAUUUCGGUCAAAAGAUGUUCAGUGAUUAUGCUAAACCAUUCUAUCCCACUGAGCACCAACACCAAUCCAUAUUGACGCUUCAAACCCAUAUGUUACAAGACGAACGUUUUAGGCCGAGCAAGAAAAUUAUUCCGGAAUUUAAACCAAUUGCAAACGUAAAAACGAUACCCCUUGAGCAGCAACCACUACAAUCAACGCAACAACUAUAUCCCGUGAGCAUGGAUCAGAUGGAUGGUGCUAGCAGUAACGUCGAACCGGUGGCAAUCGAACCAGCUAGUGAUCCAACGGAUAAACAAAGUUUUCGGAUAAACGUAGCGGAAUCGGAGCAACUGCCAAAAGCGGAAGCGUUUACAAUGGAUUCGCCGUUUAAUUUUCAACCACAGCCAGAUUUUAACAUGUUUCAAGUGUACCAAAUUCAAACAGUUCCCUCGUUUCCACCAAGCACAAAACCAUUGUCAGUAAAUGUUUAAUGACGAUUUCUUCAAUUGUAUUUUGCCAAUCGCUGUUGAAGCUUUUAGCCUUUACCUUGGUGGUUGGAACUUUUUCUUGACGUAGGUCUUGCUAAAGUGAGUAAGAUUGUCACCUUCUUUCGGUGGCCUAUGCAUGGGAGUGGCUAUAUGCUAUGCAAAAUGUCCAGAAGAUGAAAGAAACAAAUUUUUCGAUUGCUCUAACUUUCACUUUAACUUCCAAUUUUCGUACUUUCUUUCACUUUACUUUAGAUAAAGAGAGAACGAGAGGCUAUACGUAAAUUAAAGGAUCAAUAUGUUAUGUUGCAGCUUAUAUGUAAAUUUGUAUUGUAAUAUUGUGAUAACGUUGUGAGCCAAUAUUAAAUCACGUAGACCAA
Messenger RNA from Bradysia coprophila, 2283 nucleotides. RefSeq lists its product as uncharacterized. Lineage: Eukaryota; Metazoa; Arthropoda; Insecta; Diptera; Sciaridae. The record is from RefSeq and is a predicted model, not a curated record.